Messenger RNA from Zerene cesonia (dogface butterfly), 5375 nucleotides. It is a transcript of the gene Duox, whose product is annotated as dual oxidase. The record is from RefSeq and is a predicted model, not a curated record. Gene Ontology annotation, biological process: response to oxidative stress. The coding region runs from base 204 to 4691 and encodes 1495 amino acids. The transcript is spliced from 29 exons. Gene Ontology annotation, molecular function: heme binding; peroxidase activity; calcium ion binding. NCBI's taxonomy places the organism in Eukaryota, Metazoa, Arthropoda, Insecta, Lepidoptera, Pieridae.
GUUGCCGCCGUGAGUAGCACACGGACCGCGCGCGAGACGACCGCCUUCCACCACGUACAUACUUCCGCGAUCACUUUCGCUACGUAAACAAUUCAAACGAUUCGUGUUUUCAAACAUAUUUCCCAUAUAAGUGUCAAUUCGCACGUAGUGACAGCGCCAUUAUGUAUCACGGAUAGAGCGGAGAGGUGCAAUAACACAAUAUCAUGACGGGAGCUUGGAGCAGCCAAGGGCACUCCCUCCUUCUCAUAUUGGCUGUAUUAACGCAAUCGUUAUGCGAUCCAGAGAUUUACUACGAGAAACAGCGGUACGAUGGCUGGUUCAACAAUAGAGCGUACCCUGAUUGGGGAUCAGUUGGCAGCCGACUGACACGUAAGACGCCAGCAUCAUAUGCAGAUGGAGUUUACAUGAUGGCCGGUACGGACAGACCUGGGGCUCGGGCUCUGUCCAAGCUGUUUAUGAGAGGGCAAGAUGGAUUACCCUCACUAGCCAAUAGAACUGCUUUGUUAGCUUUUUUCGGUCAGGUAGUAACGGGAGAAAUAGUAAUGGCAUCAGAAUCCGGAUGUCCAAUUGAGCAACAUCGGAUUCCAGUGGAGAAAUGUGAUCAUAUGUAUGACCCAGAGUGUAAAGGUGCCAAAUAUAUGCCGUUCCACAGAGCUGCUUAUGACCGGAAUACGGGACAGAGUCCCAAUAGCCCAAGAGAACAGAUAAAUCAAAUAACAUCUUGGAUCGACGGCAGCUUCGUCUACAGCACAAGCGAGGCCUGGGUGAAUGCAAUGAGGUCAUUUCAGAAUGGAAGCUUAGCAAGUGAAGGUGGAUUACCAUUACGCAACAAAAAGCGCGUACCGCUCUUCAAUAACCCAGUCCCCCAUUACAUGAGAAUGCUUAGCGCAGAAAGAUUGUUUUUGUUAGGAGACCCAAGAACUAAUCAGAAUCCGGCUAUGGUUACGUUCGGGAUAUUGUUGAUGAGAUGGCACAAUGUAGUAGCCGCACGGAUACACAAACAGCAUCAAGAUUGGACUGACGAACAACUGUUUCAAAGGGCAAGACGGAUUGUCAUAGCCAGCUUACAGAACAUCAUACUAUAUGAAUAUGUGCCAGCAUUUCUUGGCGUCCCAAUACCGCCGUACCAAGGCUACCGCGCAGAGAUUGCGCCUGGUGUAACCCACGCAUUCGCAGUAGCAGCAUUUCGUUUUGGUCAUACCCUUGUACCUCCAGCUAUAUUACUGAGGGACAGAAAUUGUAGAUAUGGCAGAGCGCCAGGAGGACAUGAUGCGAUACGUCUAUGUCAGACUUGGUGGGAUGGUAACGAUGCGAUGUCUCAAGUACCUAUAGAAGAAAUUUUAAUGGGUAUGGCAUCUCAAAUAUCGGAACGAGAGGAUGCAUUGCUAUGCUCUGAUGUAAGAGAUAAUCUAUUUGGACCAAUGGAAUUUUCUCGAAGAGACCUUGGUGCGCUUAAUAUCAUGAGAGGGAGGGAUAACGGCUUACCAGAUUAUAAUACAGCAAGAACCUAUUUCGGGCUCCCUAAGAUAAAAACAUUCAAUGAAAUAAACCCGCAAUUAUUUGAAGACAAUCCAGAUUUACUACAGAAAUUGGUUCAAGUUUACAACGGACGACUCGAUAAUAUAGAUGUUUACAUAGGCGGUAUGUUGGAAUCGACGGGACAUCCUGGAGAGUUGUUCAGAGCCAUAAUCAUCGAUCAAUUUACUAGAAUACGAGACGGAGAUAGAUUCUGGUUUGAAAAUGAAGCUAAUGGUAUAUUUACUCGAGAGGAAAUUGAGGAACUUCGCCGGAUCACUCUCUGGGACGUCAUAGUAAACAGUACAGCUGUUGGGCCCAGUGACAUACAGCGAGACGUAUUCCACUGGAGUGAGGGAGACCCAUGUCGGCAGCCUUAUCAAUUGAAUGCUUCAAAACUACCGCCUUGUAAAUAUUUAAAGGGUUAUGAUUAUUUUGAGGGAAAUGAAUUCGCAUACAUCUACACAUGUUUAAUUUUGGCAUUUGUACCAAUUUUAUGCGCUGGCGCCGCCUACGGAGUUGUCAAACUUCAAAAUAGUAGAAGACGUAAACUUAAACUGCAACAAGAAAAUAUUAAGAAUUCACAAAGCAAAGGAUCUGUCGAUAAGAUGGUAUGUCGUGAGUGGGUGCACGCUUCACACAAACGGCUAGUCAAGCUUCGUCUGGGACCCGAACCCGCGCUACACGUGACCGACCGCAAAGGGGAUAAACUACGCACUGUGCCAUUGGACCAUACUGAUCAAUUCACUGUUAUUGAAAGCCAGGAAAGUCACAACAAGCGUCCGUUAGUUCUUAUAAGGGUUCCGCGAGAGCACGACCUUGUUCUAGAAAUGGACUCUGUGACGUCACGGAGGAAGUUCCUUCUCAAACUGGACACGUUCCUCUCGCAGCACAAGAAGACCUUGAAUCUCACACAGGCGGUCCGUGAAAACAUUCUAACAUCAGCAGAGACAAGAGAGCGUCGUCAAAGGAAACUUGAGCAUUUCUUCAGAGAAGCGUACGCCAUUACGUUUGGCUUGGCGCCCGGAGAGAAACGGCGCAGGAAUGAAGAUGCUGAUCCUGAGUCGAUUGUUAUGAGGACAUCUUUAUCAAAGAGUGAAUUUGCAAGUGCGCUCGGGAUGAAAGCCGAUGCAGUUUUUGUUAAGAAAAUGUUCAACAUUGUAGACAAGGAUGGCGAUGGAAGAAUUUCAUUCCAGGAAUUCCUAGAUACAGUGGUACUAUUUUCCCGCGGUGCUACAGAUGAUAAAUUGCGUAUAAUAUUCGAUAUGUGUGACAACGACAGAAACGGAGUUAUAGAUAAAGAAGAACUUAGCGAGAUGUUGAGAUCGCUCGUGGAAAUUGCUAGAACCACUUCGCUUAGGGAUGAACAUGUCACUGAAUUGAUUGAUGGAAUGUUCUCUGACGCUGGUCUCAAACACAAGGAACACCUAACAUAUUCCGACUUUAAACUUAUGAUGAAGGAAUACAAAGGAGAGUUUGUGGCGAUCGGUCUCGAUUGUAAGGGCGCUAAACAAAACUUUCUAGAUACUUCUACUAACGUCGCAAGAAUGACUAGUUUCCAUAUUGAACCCUCCAUGGAACAAUCUCGGCACUGGCUCCUUCUAAAAUGGGAUUAUUUAACGACAUUCCUAGAGGAAAACAGACAAAACAUAUUCUAUCUGUUCAUAUUCUACGUCGUUACUAUCGGUCUAUUCGUUGAAAGAUUCGCGCAUUAUUCUUUCAUGUCGGAACAUUUGGACUUGAGACACAUCAUGGGAGUCGGUAUCGCGAUCACAAGAGGCUCAGCGGCGUCUUUGUCUUUCUGUUAUAGUUUGUUGUUGUUGACUAUGUCCAGGAACUUAUUGACCAAAUUGAAGGAAUUCAGUAUCCAACAGUACAUCCCGCUGGACUCCAGCAUCCAGUUCCACAAGAUCGUGGCGUGCACCGCUCUCUUCUUCUCGCUCCUCCACACCGCUGGCCACUUGGUCAACUUCUACCACGUGUCUACUCAGCCGGUCGAAAACUUGCGCUGUCUCACUAAGGAGGUGCAUUUCACUUCGGAUUUCCGACCUGGCAUUACUUAUUGGGUGUUCCAGACUGUUACUGGCGUGACGGGCGUGGCGCUGUUCACGCUGAUGUGCGCGAUAUUCGUGUUCGCGCACCCGACGGUCCGCGCGCGCGCCUACCCGUGGUUCUGGCGCGCGCACUCGCUGCACGCGGCGCUGUACGCGCUGUGCCUCGUGCACGGCCUCGCGCGCCUCACCGGCCCGCCCCGUUUCUGGAUCUUCUUCUUGGGACCCGCCGUUAUUUAUAUAUUGGACAAGGUGGUGUCAUUGCGUACAGAAUAUUUGGCAUUAGAUGUAUUAGAAACAGAAAUGCUUCCAUCGGACGUUAUUAAAAUUAAGUUCUACCGACCACCAAAUCUAAAGUAUUUAUCAGGCCAAUGGGUUCGUCUAUCGUGUACGGCGUUCAAAAAAGAGGAAUAUCACUCCUUCACAUUGACAUCAGCUCCGCACGAGAAUUUCCUCUCGUGUCACAUCAAAGCCCAGGGACCGUGGACUUGGAAACUGAGAAACUACUUCGAUCCUUGCAAUUAUAAUCCGGAAAAUCAACCAAAAAUUAGGAUACAAGGUCCAUUCGGCGGCGGGAACCAGGACUGGUAUAAAUUCGAAGUAGCGGUGAUGGUGGGCGGCGGCAUCGGAGUCACUCCAUACGCUUCCAUACUCAACGACCUGGUGUUCGGGACGUCUACCAAUAGGUACUCUGGUGUGGCGUGUAAGAAAGUGUACUUCCUGUGGAUCUGUCCGUCGCACAAGCACUUCGAGUGGUUCAUCGACGUGCUGCGCGACGUGGAGCGCAAGGACGUCACCAGCGUGCUCGAGAUACACAUCUUCAUAACGCAGUUCUUCCACAAGUUCGACCUGCGGACCACUAUGCUGUACAUCUGCGAGAACCACUUCCAGCGUCUCUCUCGCACGUCCAUGUUCACGGGGCUGAAGGCCGUGAACCACUUCGGCCGACCCGACAUGUCCUCCUUCCUCAAGUUCGUGCAGAAGAAACACAGCUAUGUAUCAAAGAUCGGCGUGUUCUCUUGCGGGCCGCGUCCUCUCACCAAGUCGAUAAUGUCGGCGUGCGAGCAGGUCAACCGCACGCGCCGGCUGCCUUACUUCAUACACCACUUUGAGAACUUUGGCUGAAAAAUUUAUCUUGGCGGGUCUAGCUUGCAUAAUUAAAAUGAUUAUAUAAUAAACUUUGUGUUUUUAAUUAACAUCACAGCUGUUGUUUGAUUUUUAUUUUAUGUUACAAAUAUUUUUUCAACAUCUAUUAGCCAUCAAAAUAUGCUGUUUUUACAUACAUUAUUUGUAAUAAUACCUUUAAAUGCUAUUGUAUAGAUACGCACUUAAAAUUAGUUAGAUUCGCCAUUUACUUCUUAUGUUGUAUUUCCUACGUCACUAUGUAACACUGCCAACUUUAUAUACCUAUAACUUCUCAUAUAUUUGUAUUCAUGCAUUGAAAUUUCAUACUCAGCAGGAUAUUAUGAACAUUAAGUUAAAACGAGAUAUACUAUCAGGAAACUAGACCAUAUUAAUGCAUGUAAAUUUAAUGAAUCGUAUUAAAACUUUAUUUAUUAUUUAUUGCUAGUGUAAACUUACAUUUUUGCUAUAAAUCUGCGAGCUAGUACAAUGACCUUGCAUUUGCAUGUACAAAUUUAAUUAAAACGUGUUCUAAUCAAAAUACUCAAUCAGGUUGCAGCCUUUUAUUUAUAAAAUAUACAAAAUUAUGAAGAUGCUAUGUAAAUAAUGUAGAUAAUAUUGGAUAGAACAUAGGUAUAGAAUUUUGUAUUUUAUUAGUAAAUAAUAAAUGGUAUGAAAUACAUUUUU